AUGGUGAGCCUCUUCGCCUUCGGCUCCAACGGCUCCGGGCAAUUAGCCCUUGGCCACAAAGAAGACGUCUCAACUCCAACACAAUGCCUCUUCUCCUCCCCCGUCAUCCCAGACGACGAGAUCAUUCACAUCGCUGCUGGCGGGAACCAUACUCUCUUAAUCACAAGACGAGGAUGCGUCUAUGCCGCGGGUUACAACACCGAUGGGCGGUGCGGGCCCACGCCCUCCACUUCAAUUUACCAGAGCACCGACAGCGUCGAUGAAGACAAUCUAGUUCGCUUUCGUCGCGUUAUUCUCACAGAUGAAACAGGGUCACCUGUUGAAUUUUUCAAGUGUGUUUCUGCAACUUGGGAGGGGUCUAUUCUUAUUGCUGUGGACAAGACGAAUGAAGAUAAGAUCUUUGUUCUGGGUUCUUCUCCCAAGGGCGAACUUGGUCUUGGAUCGGGUGUUUCUUCUGCGGUGGACGGUAUGUCCCUUUCGCUGCCGCCGGGAUCUGGUAUUACUGCGUUGGCGAGUGGGAUGGGUCAUUCUGUGGCUGUGACGUCGAAUGGCGAUGUAUUCGGUUGGGGUGCGGCACGGAAGGGCCAACUGGGGGAUUCUCUCAAGGGGCAGAAGAUUGUAUGGACACCUGCGAAGGUUGAGGGAAUUCCAUUUCGUGCAACGGCUGCUGUGUGCGGGCGUGAGUUUACGGUUAUCCUUGGACAGCGUGAAGCUGGGGAGUUUAUGGUUCUUGGAGAUCGAGGGAAUCGGUGGGGGAUCUCGGAUCUUCCUUCUUUAGGUGGUAUGGGGUAUAGUAAUAUUGGGGCUAGCUGGCAUGGUAUAUAUGUACAUAUUGCUCCGGAGCCGGGAACAUCCAAGGCGCCAGUCAUUGCUUGGGGUCGCAAUGAUCGAGGUCAACUGCCGCCUCCCGGGUUGCCUGAGCCCGUCCAAGUUGCCGUUGGCAGUGAGCAUGUUCUUGCACUUUUGGAGGGUGGCGAGGUCGCGACAUUUGGUUGGGGUGAGCAUGGGAAUUGCGGGCCUGAUACGGAUGAGAAGGGGAAUGUGGCCGGCACGUUCAGUAUGAUCUCGUUGCCGGACUCUGUGCGCGCUUAUGGCGCGAAGGUGGUGGGUGUUGGAGCGGGAUGUGCGACAAGCUGGUUGAUUGUGAGAUGA
Molecule: messenger RNA, 1152 nt
Organism: Penicillium maclennaniae
Lineage: Eukaryota; Fungi; Ascomycota; Eurotiomycetes; Eurotiales; Aspergillaceae
Product: RCC1 domain-containing protein
Exons: 1
Coding region: 1-1152 (383 amino acids)
Source: RefSeq, a predicted model, not a curated record